Lymnaea stagnalis (great pond snail) is the source of this 5299-nucleotide messenger RNA. NCBI's taxonomy places the organism in Eukaryota, Metazoa, Mollusca, Gastropoda, Lymnaeidae. The record is from the annotation of a GenBank genome assembly.
AUCGAGUUUAUAGUUACAUAAUGACGGCUGGAUAAUUCAAACCAUGCUACAGUUCAGGUAGUGAGCCAUUAUUUUAUUUUUCUCUGAUUUUAUUUUUAGGGCGCAAAAAAAUUUGAGUGUAAAAUAUGGCGACCAUUCAUUUAUUGUUAUUUAUUUCUGCUGUGAUGUUCAUCGACUGUCAGAAUAUUUACCGAAAUCUCAAAAGUCAAAGUCCAUUUCAACCACCCUCUGAUGACGUCAAUCAGUGGAUUACUCUUAAACCAGGUCAGAAGAAAAUCCCGGAUGUCGCACAGUCCAAGAAUCCGGUGACGAUGCCAACUUCUACACCGGCAACAACCACCUUGAGACUGACAACAACAACCAGACCGUCCACGACAGCAGAGAGUAAAAUAAAAAAUGGGAUUGUAAAAGAAGAGACAAAAGAAGGCAGCCCAUUCGGACCGCCCAUAAAAACGGAAUGGCACAAACCAGACCAGUUCCCAGACAACAGCAGGUUCAGACCGUCCCCAUCGCCAUGGCUCUCCUCCUUAGAAGGUACGUAUCAUUACUUCCUGUCACGUUAGGCAGACGACUUUUGACGUCACAUGGAUGGUUGGCAGUGUUGUCUGCUUAAUACUAGUGAAUUUCACUCGUAAUAAAUGACACAAGUAAUUAAAUGAAGUGGUCCUACUACUACUACUGAAUGGUCCUACUACUACUACUGAGUGGUCCUACUAAUACUACUGAGUGGUCCUACUAAUACUACUGAGUGGUCCUACUAAUACUACUGAGUUGUCCCACUACUACUACUGAGUGGUCCUACUAUUACUACUGAGUUGUCCUACUAAUACAACUAAGUACAAUUUCUCAGAAAAAAAUAUUUUCACUUAGAGGUUGUAUCAGUCAGGCCCUAUAGCCUAGGACAUAGAGGUUGUAUCAGUCAGGCCUUAUAGCUAGGACAUAGAGGUUGGAUUAGUCAGGUCCUAUAGCCUACAACAUAGAGUUUGGAUCAGUCAUGUCCUAUAGCCUAGAACAUAGAGGUUGUAUCAGUCAGGCCUUAUAGCCUAGGACAUAGAGGUUGGAUUAGUCAGGUCCUAUAGCCUACGACAUAGAGGUUGGAUUAGCCAGGUCCUAUAGCCUACGACAUAGAGUUUGGAUCAGUCAGGUCUUAUAGACUAGGACAUAGAGAUGGAUCAGUCAGACAUUAUGGCCUAGGACACAGAGGUUGGAUCCGUCAGAAAUUAAGGCCUAGGACACAGAGAUUGGAUCAGCUCGGUCAUUUGGGCGACAACACAUUCCCACUGUGUUACUUCCCAGCCGUAGCUCCAGGAUGUGACACGAUACUCGGAUUUCGGCUAUUGGGUUAGAAACCGUUAAACGACUGUUGAUGUUUUUUCAAAAGAUAAUCACAUUGUUUGUAUCACUAUUUUUUUAAAAUUGUCUUUAUAAAGCAGAGUUGUUGUUUUUUUUAAAUUGAUAUUUUAAUCAUCAAGAAAUACUUUUGAACAUAUUAAAUUUUGUUAAAACAUCAAAAAAGCCUGGGGACCAGUGUUAACUUUUAAAUGAUGGUGAAAAGAGGUCGUUACCAAACAAUGAAACAAGAAAUGAUAUAAAACCUAAAAGACAACAUAUAUAAUAUAUAUUAUCUAAACCUAACACGCCAUAACUACAAAGUACAUAGCAACAACUACAAAAUUAAUCUCCACUCCAAACCACGCAACCAUUGAUACAAAUCAUAUUUUAUUCAUCUUCCACUUGAAAAACAGGAAAAGCUGAUUUUUCUGGGGUUUUGGAAGGGGCUGAACAUUUAAUAGAAAGUGUUGUCAUCAGCAACGAUUCUAUGUUUCUGUUCGAUAGCUUGACGGGAAGUGGGCCAGUAAGCCCUCCGAAGAUUUUGCUACAAACACACGAAGAAAGGAAACGUUAAUAUAAAGGGUUUAAAAAGGAGUUCCUUUAUAGGACCGAUGAAUAACAUGUGUUUAUAAACUUUAUCAAUGUUGACUUCAUUAACCUGCCCCCCCCCCCCCCACUCUAUCAAUGUCUAUCGAACAACUGAUCCACAGCCAGGCAGCUCCACAACGCCGAUUCUAUACCGGCCAUCUCAAACAUCAAUGUCCAGAAACGUUAAAAUAAAGGGUUUAAAAAGGAGUUCCUUUAUAGGACCGAUGAAUAACAUGUGUUUAUAAACUUUAUCAAUGUUGACUUCAUUAACCCGCCCCCCCCCCCCACUCUAUCAAUGUCUAUCGAACAACUGAUCCACAGCCAGGCAGCUCCACAACGCCGAUUCUAUACCGGCCAUCUCAAACAUCAAUGUCCCCAAGCAGGUGACGUCAGAGGAGACAAGUGACACCACAGAUAGUGAGCCAGUUCAUGGGGACAAGAGGCGCCCUAAGCCUAGGGGCAAAAGACCCAAAAUGACGGUGUAUCAGGAUAAUUCUCACAGGUGAGAAAUGUAGUGUUAAUAAUUUAUGAACUAUUACAGUGUACAUGUAAUGUAGGCUAUUUUGUACAUAAGUUUUAGUUUUAAUAUGUAUGUAGGUUAUUUUGUAAUGCAGCGUUCCUAUCAGAGCUAUCACAGCUUUUGGCCUCUUAAAUAUCAUAGGAACCAUGCAGUCCUAGCGGUUCCAUGCAGUCCCAGGGGUUCCAUGCCGUCCCAGGCAGUCCCAGGGGUCCCAUGCAGUCCCAGGGGUUCCAUGCAGUCCCCGGGUUCCAUGCAGUUCCAGGGCCCAAUCGCAGUCUCUGGUUAAAGUGAAUAGACUUUUCUAAUUUAGGCUAUCUAGUAACAUAGUGCUACCAUCUAAUAUGUGAAGUUAUUUACAUGCAAUUAAUAGUCAUUUGUCAAUGAAGCCUGGGUCUCUUAAGUGGGAGUUGCAAGGUGGGUGUUUUAAGUGGAUCGCAAUGGGGUGUCUUAAUUCUAUUUACCGCGGGCUAGUUACUUUUUUCCUGAAUAACAGUUUAAGUCAAAAAAAUAAAUAUAUAUAUAUAUAUAUAUAUAUAUAUAUGGAAUUGAUUUUUAAAGAUAUUUUCAUUUUAAUAUAACCUAUCCACAUUGAUGUCUUCUUGUAGAUUUAAUAAUACUAAUAAGCUCUUUUCUUGUUCAUAUAAUAAGAACAAUACAUACAUGGUAAUUUCGUGUUGAAAUAAUCAUACAAAUAAAAAAAAUAUUAUUGUUGAUUAUAUCCUACAAAUACAGACAUGUUAUAUUCUUCUUGAUAUAAUCACAUAAAUCUGAUUGAAUUUUCUAGCUUAUAUAAUCAUAAAAAUAAAAGGAGCCAUUUUCUAUUUGAUAUAAUCAUACAAAUACAACCAUGCUAAAUUCAUAUUGAUACAAUCAACACAAUUAUCAAUUAUUCCAAAGAGACAUGCAUGACGCCGGACCUGGCGUGACACCGUGGACUAGAUACACCGAGAAACCCAGGCAGCAGGAAGAUGUUGGAGGUGGAUCUGCUGGGAGAAGUAAUGGUAAGAUGGUAGAUUUGCUGGAAAAAGUAAUUGUUAAGAUGGUAGAUUUUCUGGGAAAAUUAAUGGUAUGAUGGUAUAUUAGCUGAGAGGAGUGAUUGUAAGAUAGUAUAUCGGCUGGGUGGGCGAAGUAAGAUAGUAGAACUGUUGGGUGGAGUAAAGGUAAGAUGGUAGUUUUGCUGGAAAGUUAAACUGAAAGAUUAUUUAUUUUAGGAUAGGAUCAGAAAGAACGUGAGCUCGAGGAGAAUAUAAGUCAGAAAAGAAAAAAAAUAGAUGAACUUGGUGAGAAUGAGAUAGAGAGAUAGGUAAGAAGAAGAUAAAGUGAAAGAAGAGAGAGAUUGGUAAGAGGGAGAAAAUGCUAGACCUUGAGUCUAUGCUUGAAUGAAGAUGGAAUAAAAAAUAGGAUGUUAUAAAUUAUAAGCUCUUAUCAAAAGCGCAUAUCAUAAAUCAUAAGCACAUAUCAUUAGCUGAUAUCUGAAGCUGAUAUCAUAAGCUCUUAUCAUAAGCUCAUUUCAUAAGCACAUAUCACAUAAGUAAGAAGGCGAAGUUUAUGGAAAUAUUCAUUAGAACGAUAUUGACCGUUUAACGUGAAUGGUUUCCCUUUAAAAAGCUAUUCCCUUUUUUUUGUGUGAUAAUUAAAAUGCAUCAAUAAAUCACGAGGACAUAAAAAAAAAGUGUAAACAAACAAUUUUUUAAAAUAAUCAAACAUAAUAUUUAUUAAUAUCAAAUGAAAUAUUAAUUUUAAAAAAAUAAAAAUAAAAUCCAUUGGACGGAUUUGAACCCGAUACAUCCGCUGAAACAGGUGCGCGCAUUAACGUAUACACCAUGGCGAUAAUUAUUAUAACACCAUGGCGAUAUUAACAUUAAACUUUCAGAUCUUUGUUUAGGUGUUAUUUGUGACGUCGAAAAUUCUCGAGGUGAAUCAGGUGUUUCUUAGUUUCGUAUUAAUUGUUACUUUGUUUUUAAGAUCUGCAGUAAACUUGGUGCUUUGAGAUUUUUGAGCUGAUUCAUUUUGACGUCAUAGAUGUUUGCAUUCUUAUUGCAUAUAUUAUUCAUUCAAUAUUAUCACCUGACGUUCUUCCUCCACCCCACCCUGUCUCUCACCCCUAGCUCGGUGUGGCUGGCAGAGAUAUGCCCCCAGAACUCAGAUCUGCUGUCAAGGUCAAGUCUUACGUCGCCAGGGCAUUAAGCCGUCGUGCUGCGGCACUGAGGCCUACGACACGGUGUUCAACAAAUGCUGCAAUGGUGUCCUCUCAUUCAGGUCCCCUCAGGACCCGGACUGCUAGUCUCACAAAUCGUACUGUGUCAAGUCACGUGAACACACACACACACUAUGAGAAACAUAAGCAGUAAAACGUGACCACACACAGGUGUCACAUAGUACCACGUGACCCCACGCAUUAGCAGUUCCACAUACCCUCAUAAGCUGCACACAAGAGUCACAUAGAUAGUACCACGUGACCCCACGCAUUAGGAGCUCCACAUAAACUCGUAAACCACACUCAUGCCAUGAUCGAAUAUAAUUUAGACUUCCAUAGUCUUUUCUUUAGUUUAUGUUAAUGAAAUUGACAGCUGUCAUUACUGUCAAACUAUGUCAAUAAAAUAUUUCUGUUUAUUUAUUAUUUCAUCUUGGAUUCAUUCUUUGAUAUUUACAAUCUCAUCACUUAGUAGACAUACCCUAGAAACAUUGACUCAAAUUUUGGACAUACCAGAACAAACAUUUGCCAAAGAACAAUUGAAUAUACUCUUUAAAAUUAUUACUUAACUACCGGAUUUAUACAUACAGGUACAAACAUAGUUAGAUUGGAAACUCUAGAUUCUUUCCCAAUUUAUAUUCAAACGUAUCCGGAAAUUUGAUCGA